Messenger RNA from Ictalurus furcatus (blue catfish), 1711 nucleotides. Its product is annotated as uridylate-specific endoribonuclease C-like. The transcript is spliced from 7 exons. Bases 128 to 1027 code for a protein of 299 amino acids. NCBI's taxonomy places the organism in Eukaryota, Metazoa, Chordata, Actinopteri, Siluriformes, Ictaluridae. Gene Ontology annotation, molecular function: RNA endonuclease activity. The record is from RefSeq and is a predicted model, not a curated record.
AAAUGAUUGAUAGAUCUGCUAAAUUCCUGCAUAAAUGUAAAGUAUAAUAGCAGUGGGGUGAAAAGGCACCUGUGCACCCGGCAAACAUUGAAGAAGAAGAAGACGACGACGACGACUGUCAUCAACAAUGGCGAGACAUCCUGCUGUAGAUCAGGAGCUUUCAGCGAUCCUGAAUGAGUUGUGGAAGCUGGAUGUGAACUGUGUGAAGCCAGGAAAAGACUACACCAUCAAUCUGCAGAGCGAGGCUGAUUAUGUGGCAUGUGGCAAAAACCAUGCCAGAGACAAAGCCAAUGCUCCUCUGUUCACAUACGUCAAUGAGGAUAAACUUAAAAGCAUUGCCACAUAUGCUAGUUUCAUAAGCCUCUUGGACAACUAUGAGAUGUCCACAGGUGUGGCAGAGAAAGUGACUAGUGAGGAGCUGGAGGAGAAUAACAUCUUCCUCAAUGCCAUCCUACAGACCCAGGUCAUGAAGCGUGCACAUGGGUAUUUAGUCAAUAAAGGGAAAGCCUCCUCUGACGUUGCUCAGUUUAAAAAGCAGCUCUUUGACAUCUGGUUCAAACUCUAUCACCGAGGCAGAAGUGGAGGUGAAAACUCGUGUGGAUUUGAACAUGUGUUUGUUGGUGAGACCAAGCACGGGGAAAAGAUCAUGGGCCUUCAUAACUGGGUUCAGUUUUACCUUCAGGAGAAGCUGAACUGUAUUGACUACAAGGGCUACACAGCAAGCCAUAAAGACAGGCCGGAUGUGAACGACCGUGUCAUUAGUCUGCAGUUCAGCUGGAAAGGCCUGCUGAAGCCAUUGGGCAGCUCCUUCAUUGGCGUUAGCCCUGAGUUUGAGGUGGCACUCUACACCAUCAUCUUCCUCAACAGAAACGAGCAAGUAUCCAACACGGUUGUGAAUGUGGAUAAGUACUUGCUGGAGGUCGUGGUGUGCCGACAGGGACAUGCUAUUGGAACGUCCUACCCCAAACUACUUGACAAAACACUGGGGGCCUGUAGUUUCUCUACUGACCAGUCUAAGAAGAUUUAGUUUUCCUUUAGCCUUUUAAGCACCAUUAUUAUAAGCAACAGCUUAGUUUCAAAAAGACUCAUUGUUGCUUUACAUUACAGUUGGAAUUGUUUACGAUACUGUUACUGACCAGUACUAUAGUGCUGUUUAUUACUAACUCUCUACCUAAUUGCCUUUUGAGAGCUUACUGCAUCUGAAGAAUGGGAACUGUUACUCCUAUAUUUUAUAGGCUUAAAUUACAUAUUAUACAGCUUUGAAGUCAAAUUCCAGGGUAUAUAGAACAUUUGGGGGAAGAAAAAAAAAUGUUUGUUACAAAAAGUAAUUACAAUUACACAUGUUUUGUAUAACUAGUUUUUAAAUUAGCCAUAUUUGUUCAUUGUGGUGUCUAUUUAAAUUUAGAGUACUAUGUAGUACUGCUUAAUAACCUGAGAAUGUCUUAAUGUCCAAAAAUGUGUGUUGCUGUUUCAUCCGCAUGUAAUUUAAUCAUUAAAAUUAUGGCUUUCAAAAUGUCCAUCUAUAUUUUUAAGGAAAAUAAAUUUAAUUUCUCACUAAAUUUAUUUAUUUUUUUGGAAAUUCCAAGUCUGUUUUUGUAUGUGUGAAAAGUUCAAAGAAAGUCUUGGAGAUUCUACAAGGCCUUAUAAAUACAUCAGUUUCUAAAUGAGGAAGAUAUUUACAGACUCAUCACAAGUGUGGGGGUUUUUGUUU